AUGGAAACCUCCUUUUCCACGGAUCUACACACCCACCCACGCCCACCCAUGGAUGGAUGGAUGGAUGGGGCGCACCAGUUCUGGCGACGGCGACGCCGGAUCCACACCCACCUGCACAAUGGAGGCCUGCCGCAUCGGGAUCCACCGCCUGCUCUCGGUCUGGUGCGGCACACCGGACCACACCGGAGAUUGCUACUGCGGUGGCCGUCGACGACAGCGCAUCUCUGGCGGGACCUAGACGCCCAAGGGCAUGCAUCCGUGGUUGGUGACCUUGCGUGCCGCCAUUGCCGGAGGCUGGCUGGUUGGACGGGCAUCCGGAAUGCCGGUGUUUGCAGCCUUACAUCUCAGGGAAGACGCUUGCUAAAAUGUGUGCAUGCCAAGAUUCCUACAGUUCCAGACUGA
Messenger RNA from Triticum turgidum subsp. durum (durum wheat), 402 nucleotides. Lineage: Eukaryota; Viridiplantae; Streptophyta; Magnoliopsida; Poales; Poaceae. The record is from the annotation of a GenBank genome assembly.